AUGGCUGCUACAACAGAAGGUGAAUUUGCCACAAGGGAUGGCACCAAAUUGUACACGAAGACUUGGAAGCCCGAAUCUGAUGCUACUCAAGCUGUUCUGAUAUUCUUACAUGGGUUUUCUGACCAUAUCAAUGCAUAUUACGACUUGUUUCCCACCUUGAGUUCCUCGCCAUUCAACAUCGCUGUGUACGGCUUCGAUCAAAGAGGAUGGGGACGCUCCUGCAAGAAACCUGCGGACCAUGGACACACCGGACCAACGUCGCUUGUGAUCUCAGACGUCCAUGACUUCGUUCUCCACGUGGCGUCGCUACCGGAAGCACAGGGCAAGCCACUGUUUCUGAUGGGCCACAGUAUGGGUGGCGGAGAAGCACUCACAUAUAUGCUGUCGACCUCUUUGGAUUUCUCAAAUCGACCUCCUAUCUCAGGCCUCCUGCUUGAGUCGCCCUACAUUGAGAUGCAUUCCUCUGGUCAGCCGUCCUUCGCAAAGGUUCAAGCGGGGAAACUGGCUUCCAUGCUACUGCCACGCAUGCAGCUCAAACAGAAGCUAGACGCGACAUACAUGUCUCGUUCGGAGAAAGUGCGUCGAGAUUGGAUUGACGAUCCGCUUUGCCACGAUACCGGCACGUUGGAAGGACUCAAGGGACUCCUGCAAAGAUCAGCAGAUCUCUCACACCUAUCCCACGGUCGGCCGCUACAUGGCUUUACUACAAAGCUCUCUUGCCCAGUUUGGAUCUCAUUCGGCACCGGAGACAGGGUUCUGUCUCACGUUGCUGCUCAGCAGCUGUUCAAUGUCGUGGACGCGCCCAACAAGGAUAAAACGUUAAAAUUAUAUCCCGAUGCAUACCACAAACUCCAUGCCGAGCCUGAUGGAGUGGGUGAACAGUUUGCAAAGGCUGCUGGAGAGUGGAUAUUGGCGCAUGUUGGGAAGCAGGCGGAAGAGGCUCAGGUUGGUGAACCCCAAUCCGGUCAGAAGGCAGCCAGCGGCUCAUAA
Cladophialophora yegresii CBS 114405 is the source of this 990-nucleotide messenger RNA. RefSeq lists its product as uncharacterized. Lineage: Eukaryota; Fungi; Ascomycota; Eurotiomycetes; Chaetothyriales; Herpotrichiellaceae. Gene Ontology annotation, molecular function: lipase activity. Gene Ontology annotation, cellular component: membrane. The record is from RefSeq and is a predicted model, not a curated record. The transcript is spliced from 3 exons. Bases 1 to 990 code for a protein of 329 amino acids.